Molecule: messenger RNA, 1059 nt
Organism: Physella acuta
Lineage: Eukaryota; Metazoa; Mollusca; Gastropoda; Physidae
Product: myosin heavy chain, clone 203-like
Source: RefSeq, a predicted model, not a curated record
AAAUCUACUGCAGCACUUGGUGAAAAAAUCUGAAGAGAAUCGAACCCUACAGGGUAGUAGGUCGCCAACACUACUUACUCGACCACGCAGCCUCAGCCCUACACGUAUGAGAUACGGAGAAAAUCCAUCAGAUCGCCUUGAGCACGGUGCAGACAGGCCGAGGUCAAGGCUAGACAGACCGCUGACCUUGAGAGAGAGGGAGUCUGAGAGGGACAGACGGGCCAGGUCUGCUUCACCCCCUGUCCACAGAGAUGGCCCCUCCAUGAUGUGGUCUGCCGGUGUACCUGAUCAAUCGGCUGAGCUAGCCGAGCUGACCACGAUGAGACAGGCGUUGAUGAAGACCAGACGAGACCUAACCGAGACAGAGAGAGCUCUGAUAGACACAAGGGAGAUGACUGAAGACGCCAAGUCCAAGUUAAUGGUGCUGGAGUUCAACAAAGGCAGCGCCCUGAAGGAGGUUGACAGGCUGAAUGACGACAUCAAGAGGAAGCAGGUCCAGCUGACUGCUCUAGACUCGGAGCUACAGAACAAGCUGCAGGAACUGAAGAAUAUGGCCAGCUACGGCGUCACGAGGGAAGAUUGCAUGGAGGUGAAAAACGUGAAAGAUGAAAACGAGGCUCUGAAGGUGAAAUUGAGGAACAUGGAGGGUCUGGGGCUGGAGAGGGAUGAGUUGGUCAGACAGCUGGACGCCGCCAAGGAGGAUUUGCUGCGUGAGCAGAAACACAUCCGGCUACAGGAGGCAGAGCUGAGGGAGGAAAUCGAGAAUUUAACAUCGAAACUGGAAGAAGUCCAGAACGGAUGGUCCAAGGAUCAGGACCAACUGGGAAAGCUGCAGCAGGCAUACAAGAGGAUGGAGCGAGAGAAGAACGAGUUGAUACAGGGCAAAGCGAGAGAGUACGAGGCACUCAAGGCCUCUUACAAGGAGGAGGUGGGUGAGUCACAGAUGAGGAUGAAGAAAGAGGUGAGAGACAUGGAGACGGAGCUUAAGGAGCUGAGGCAGAGAGUCACAGAGAUGCAUGCUGACAAUAUCUCUAAGGAGUCGACAAUACAGAAUCUAAA